Molecule: messenger RNA, 2309 nt
Organism: Copidosoma floridanum
Lineage: Eukaryota; Metazoa; Arthropoda; Insecta; Hymenoptera; Encyrtidae
Product: fatty-acid amide hydrolase 2-A-like
Cellular component (GO): endomembrane system
Source: RefSeq, a predicted model, not a curated record
UAGCUUAAGUACGACGACGACGGGCUAACUUAGUUAUAAGCUUGGAGGAGCCUCGGAGGACCUCCCACUCCUCCGAGGCCUCUUCAAUAGCACAAAGGUUAAGUUACACCACAAUUUAACUAUCUUUUACUCAAGCUUUGAGAACAAUAAUUUAAACGUAAAUUUUGACUAAUAAGUAGACAAUUUAAUGCAUUAUUAGACUCCUUGAUAUCGUUACCGCAUUGCAAGAUAUUUUCGAGAUAAGCGCACGUUGUGUGCCUAUAUAUAGCAUCGUGCCGGUACGUGUCAUCUCGCAGCUCGCAGUUGAUUUGAUGAUAAAAAAUCAUCACAAAUGACGAUGACGAACGCCUCGAUAAAUUGGCCGGUCAGAUUUUGCAUGUGGCUCGUGCCAUUAUUGGCCAAGCUGUUUUUCGUCAUGAGAAAUUUAAUUUUCAUCGGGUUGCCGAAAAAGCAGCCACCUGUGAAAAAUGUUACUGUGAUGGACAGUGCUUCGACUUUGGCAUCGAAAAUACGUAAUCGGCAAUUAACGUCGGAAUCAACGGUAAGAGCUUUCAUCGCUCGAAUCGAAGAAGUCCAACCGAUCCUCAACUGCGUCACGGAAAAACGCUUCGAAAAAGCCCUCGAGGAAGCCCUGGAGUGCGACCGCCAGCUCCGGUCCCCAAACGCCCCCACCGCCGAUUUUCUAGCCGCAAAGAAGCCACUGUUUGGCGUCCCAUUCAGCGUAAAGGAAUGCAUCGCGGUCGAAGAGAUGAAGCAAACGGCCGGUCUGGUGUGCCGUCGCAACGUCCGCGCCGACGAGGACGCCGAGUGCGUGCGAUUGAUGCGCCAGGCCGGUGGUAUACCCAUCGCAACCACCAACUUAUCCGAACUGGCCAUGUGGAUGGAAAGCUACAACUGCGUUUACGGCAUCACCAAAAACCCCCACAACACGUGGCACACGAGCGGUGGUUCGUCAGGCGGGGAGGGUAGCUUGCUGGCGGCAGGUGGUUCACCCUGCGGCUUGGGAUCGGACAUCGGCGGCUCGAUUCGAAUCCCCAGCUUCUUCAACGGGAUUUUCGGCCACAAGCCGUCCAUGGGAGUCGUGAGUCGCGAGGGACACUACCCGGAAGUAUCCACUCCGGAGCAGGACGAGAUGUGCGUUGUUGGGCCCCUGAGCCGCCACGCAGAGGACCUCACCCUGCUGUUACGGGUCAUUGCUGGGAAAAACGCGGACCGGCUGAAACUACACUCGAGCAUCGACCCCUCGAAAUUGAAGAUCUAUUUCAUGGAGGAGGAGGAGAACUGUCCGGUUGUGACGCCGGUCGAGCCUGAGAUCAAGGCGGCCAUGCAGCGGGCGGUCCGGCAUUUGGAGCGAGCGUACGGGGUGAAAGCUACCCGAGUCAACAUUUCCGCUUUCAAAGACGCCUUGCCGAUCUGGUUCGCGUGGAUGGCGGUUCCGCCCGGGAAGGACAUGUCCGUGGAGUUGACGGACGGAAAGUACUCCCUGGGUAUCGGCCGGGAACUCGUCAAGUUGCUGUUUGGGCUUAGCGAGCACACGUUCGUUGCUCUCGUCACGGCUGGGUUCGAGAAAUUCACGGCCACUCGCUUGGCCAAUGAUGGCGAGAGUAAAAAGAAAUGUUACAAACUACAGGGUGCGAUGUUGCGCCAAGUGUUUGAGAAGAUGCUCGGCCAGAAUGGGGUUUUUAUCUAUCCUACCCAUCCGACGGCUGCUCCCAUGCAUUUCGAGCCGCUCGUCAGACCUUUCAAUUGGAUUUACACGGGUAUCAUCAACGUCCUCGGCUUACCGUCCACGGCUUGUCCACUUGGCUUCAACAAGAAUGGCCUGCCCAUUGGAAUACAAAUUGUCUCAGGACUUUAUCAAGAUCGCCUUAGUUUGGCUAUUGCUGAGGAACUGGAACGAGCGUUUACGGGUUGUAUACCUGCACCAACAGUCAAAAAAUAAUUUUUAUCCAUACCGCUAUUUAACAAAUAAAUGCAAAUACUCAUGCAUUUUUCACGUACCGAGGAGAUAUUCUGCAGAGCCACGUGAUAAUAUAUUAUUUGUAAAAUUUUCAUCAGUACUUACGAGUAAAUAUUUUUAAUGAUUCUAUUAUUUGUUAAAUCGUUACUAUUAUAUUUAUAUCACUGAUUAUAAUCUUGCUACUCGAGCUAGUCUAACAAACGAAAUAUUUAAUUUUUGGAGCGUCACUGAUAGGGACAAUACACAUCCAAGACAAUGGGAAUGGAAAUGGAGAAAUAUUAUGUACAGUGACAUAUUUUUUAUGCUUGGAAAAAAAAAAAUAAUAAAUAAACAGCAGAGGUAAAAUUGU